AUGGGUAACCAAUAUGUUAAGCCACACAAGGAGGGUAACUCACCUUACACGAGAUCAGGAGUUCCCCCUCCUGUGAUCGCAAAGAAGGCCGGUUCUGAUAAACCAAGCCACAGAAUAAAUGAGCCGAUGUCCUUGGAGCUUCAUAUGGCAGACGAACGAGUUCGUGCUGCUGGACUUUCCCCAGCCGAACGUGCAUGGCGUGCUAAAUGGGUUAUGGAUCAACAUCUUCAUCCAGAUGAACCUAUUGUAGUAGAUGCUGUUCAUCGUCAGUUGAAUCCAGUUAGAGUCUUCUAUAGAUAUCCUUGGGAUAAGCUCUACCUCCAUUUCCUUAAGCCAACGUUCGGUGUCUAUUAUGGAACUGCCAUGCGAGUCACUGUACCAAAGGUCCUUAUGGCUUUCCUCACUUUACAAGCAGCUUACUAUUAUUGGAAGUAUGAAGUCAAGGAUUGGACUCAUCUUAGAGGUCUUGAAACCAUGCCACAGAAGGAAGUUCUGAUCAAUGCUGAUUCUAUUGAGAACAGAUAUCCAGGCUUGACCGCUCAAGCUGUACCUCAUCCAGCCAAAUACGACUAUUAUGGGCCAACGUUUGAGAAGAGAACUGCUUUAUUGGAUGUUGGGCAAUCCUCACGCCCUUGGUAA
Messenger RNA from Auanema sp. JU1783, 639 nucleotides. Lineage: Eukaryota; Metazoa; Nematoda; Chromadorea; Rhabditida; Rhabditidae. The record is from the annotation of a GenBank genome assembly.